Thermothielavioides terrestris NRRL 8126 is the source of this 1569-nucleotide messenger RNA. RefSeq lists its product as uncharacterized. Bases 1 to 1569 code for a protein of 522 amino acids. The record is from RefSeq and is a predicted model, not a curated record. Gene Ontology annotation, cellular component: plasma membrane. Gene Ontology annotation, biological process: carboxylic acid transport; transmembrane transport. NCBI's taxonomy places the organism in Eukaryota, Fungi, Ascomycota, Sordariomycetes, Sordariales, Chaetomiaceae. The transcript is spliced from 3 exons. Gene Ontology annotation, molecular function: carboxylic acid transmembrane transporter activity.
AUGGAAUCAACGCAUGAGCCGGCCGACCCUGUCGCCAAGGGCGUGCUCGCGACGGCACGGCAGUCGUGGAACGACCUGUUCACCUUCCGGCAGCGCGUGGUGGUGACCAACGCGCUGGGCGAGACCAGCACCGAGUGGGCGCGGCCGGUGCCGCUGCGCAACCCCAUCAGCCUGCUGGCGCAGCUGUCGGUCCGCGGCUGGCUCUUCUUCUUCGUCGGCUUCGCCGCCUGGACCGCCGACGCCUACGACUUCCACGCGCUGUCCAUCCAGCAGGUCAAGCUGUCCGAGUACUACAACAGGUCCAUCACCGACGUGUCGACCGCCAUCACGCUGACCUUGCUGCUGCGCUCCGUCGGCGCCGCCAUCUUCGGCCUGGCCGGCGACCGCUGGGGCCGCAAGUGGCCCAUGGUGUUCAACAUGAUUGUGCUCGGCGCUCUGCAGAUUGCCACCAUCUACAGCCGGACGUUCUCGGACUUUUUGGCCGUGCGGUCGCUGUUCGGCUUGUUCAUGGGCGGAGUAUUCGGCAACGCCAUCGCCAUGGCGCUCGAGCACUGCCCUCCCGACGCGAGGGGUCUGAUGUCGGGCGUCCUGCAGCAGGGCUAUGCCUUCGGCUACGUGUGCGCCGCGUGCGCGAACCUGGGCGUCGGCGGCGGCGAGGACAGCUGGAAGACCGUCUUUUGGAUCGGCGCCGGCCUGUCCUUCGGUGUCGGCGUCAUCCGCUGCUUUUUCCCCGAGUCGGAGCAGUUCAUCCAGGCCCGCAAGGCCGGCAAGACCCACGUCACCCCUAAGGCCUUCUGGCGCGAGACCAAAUUGAUGCUCGCCCAGGACUGGAAGAUGUGUGUCUACUGCGUCAUUCUCAUGACCUGGUUCAACUUCUACAGCCACACCUCGCAGGACAGCUACACGACCUUCAUGCUCACGCAGAAGGAGCUCGACAACGCGGCCGCCAGCCGCGCCAGCAUCCUGAUGAAGGUCGGCGCCUGCGUCGGCGGCACCAUCCUGGGCUAUGUGUCGCAGUGGUUCGGGCGACGCCGCACCAUCAUCGUGGCCGCCAUCCUCAGCGGCCUGCUGAUUCCGGCCUGGAUCCUGCCCGAGGGCGAGCGCGGCCUGUCCGCCUCGGGCUUCUUCCUCCAGUUCUUCGUCCAGGGCGCCUGGGGCGUCAUCCCCAUCCACCUCAACGAGCUGUCCCCGCCGGCGUUCCGCUCCUUGUUCCCGGGCGUGACCUACCAGCUGGGCAACAUGAUCUCGUCGCCCUCGGCCCAGAUCGUCAACGCCAUCGCCGGCAGCCACUUCGUCACGAGCAAGUCCGGCAAGCAGGUCGACGCUUACGGCCCCACCAUGGGCAUCGCCACCGCCAUCAUCGCCGUCGGUAUCGCCGUCACCACCGCGCUGGGGCCCGAGAAGUGCGGCCGCGAGUUCGAGAAGUCGCUGCCGGCGGGCAUGAACGUUGUGCAGGAGAACGGCAAGGUCGUGGACCUCGAGCGCGCGGACAGCAGGGAGGCCGGGCCCAAGGGCGGGACGGCGGGCGAGGUUGAGGACGCGGGUGCCCUGCCGUCGGAGAAGAAGUGA